Molecule: messenger RNA, 3551 nt
Organism: Amblyraja radiata (thorny skate)
Lineage: Eukaryota; Metazoa; Chordata; Chondrichthyes; Rajiformes; Rajidae
Gene: spon2b
Product: spondin 2b, extracellular matrix protein
Exons: 6
Coding region: 270-1232 (320 amino acids)
Biological process (GO): cell adhesion
Cellular component (GO): extracellular matrix
Source: RefSeq, a predicted model, not a curated record
GGGUGUUUUAGACAUUAUAGAGAGAAAUAAAUAAAUAAUCAUUUUCAUGUCAACGCGCCGCGCACACCCUUAAAUGCGAGGUCGAAAGGUUACAAUAAUUGUUUGAGUAACGAGGGUUCGGUGGAAGCAUAAAUACCAGGCAGUUACUGUCGAUUUCUGCAGAGGUCCCGCCGCAGCCCUACCGAACACCUGCAAACAUUGGCAGUUAGCAGACUCCACUAAAGCUCGUCAUUCAUACCUAAACAUCUUCUCCAGAAACAGAUACCACGAUGUGCAAAGUUUGGAAAGUUUUGUGUACGCUGUGUGCCGCGGUGCUGGGCUGCGUGGACGGGGAGCCACUGUGUGCGGCGAAGGGCCGCGCCAAGUACAGCCUUAUCUUCUCGGGCAAGUGGAGCCGCACUGCCUUCCCCAAACAGUAUCCGCUCUACCGGCCUCCGGCGCAGUGGUCCCCGCUCAUCGUCGUCAGCCACAGCAGUGACUACCACAUGUGGAGGGUGGGAGAAUAUGCCAGUAACGGAGUGCGGGAGUUUGUGGAGAAAAGUGAGGCCUGGACAUUAAUGCGAGAGGUUGAAGCAUCGGGCGAGAAAAUCCAAAGUGUCUACGGCGUUUUCUCAACUCCAGCUAUCCCGAAUGGUGUGGAACAGACUUCGACUGAAUUUGAGGUGCACGCCAGACAUUCUCUGAUGUCAUUCAUUGCUCGCAUUGUGCCAAGUCCAGACUGGUUCGUGGGUAGUGACAGUUUUGAUCUGUGUGAAGAAGACACUUGGAAGGAGCAAGUCUCUGUAGAUCUGUAUCCUUACGAUGCUGGAACAGACAGUGGCUUCACGUUCUCUUCUCCAAAUUUUGCCACUAUUCCCCAAGACACGAUCACUGAGAUAACGUCGAGUUCACCAAGACACCCUGCAAACUCUUUCUUCUAUCCCAGACUGAAGCAACUGCCGGCAAUUGCAAGAGUAACACUGACGAGGCUGAAGGAUAGCCAGUUAAUUGGCAUUUCAACAGUUCAGUCCAACCUUUUGCCCAUGGGAAAUGAAAUAGAUGAUUCUGUCUCGGAGACCCCACUGGAUUGUGAAGUUUCCAAUUGGUCCUCCUGGGGCUUAUGCAUGGGGAAAUGCACAGAGAUGGGUAUUAAGCACCGUACCCGUUACAUCAGGUUGAAACCAGCCAACAGUGGUAACCCAUGCCCAGUGCUGGAGAAAGAGGAGCAAUGUGUUCUGCACAACUGUGUGUAACAGCACCACCGAGUGGUGACAGUGUAUAUCGUCAACCUUUAUUGGAUUUUAAGGGCUGAAUCUUGUCAAAGAUUGGAUCACCAUACAAUACCAGUGAUUUCAGAUAAUUGUUAGUAAUUCCAGGUUUUAAAUGCCGUCUGCAUUGACAGUUUUUCCACACUAACCCUAUUUUUAUUCUGCCAGGUUUUGUCGUCUACGAAAUGAAAAAUUAAGUUUCUCUCCACCUUGUUUAUCAUCAGUAAUUAGUGUAAGCCGUGAUUCAAAACAGUAGUCAUGGAUACACAGCGGUAAACACAUCUCAUGAGCAAACUCAUAGAUUAGACUGCAGCUUGGAAGUCACUACCAGAUCUUGCAUUAUUUAUACUGUGCACCAUUUUAAUUUACAGGAACUUCUGGGUUCUAUGCUGCUUUAUGGUGUUGAUGGCAAUAAUUAAAUGCCUUCCUCUGUGAUGGUAUUUAUACAAGGUGAUUGAAGACUGACUGUUUAAUAACGCUCAUUUUACAAUCUGAAUUUAAUUACCUGGCAGUACUGUGUGCAGUAGCUAGUUAGCGGUUCUAAGAUAAUAACCAAAGGAAUUGAUUUGAAAAUAGGAAUGUUAAUUUGCCUUAUGCCCAUGUGUUCUUAUUUAAGUCACACUGCUCCAUAAAUUUACCGGAUGAGUGAGUGGGUCUUAAAGAGAUUGCAAUCACUUUUCUUAGGCAAACAACAUACUAUGUGGAGACCUUGAGCAUUAACAAAUAACAGUUCCCUGAUUAGUCAUGAAGAGUGAUUACAUUAUUCACAUGCACAACUUUCCCCUGAGAAUGCAUUACCUACAAGCACUUUUCAACAAAUUGCAGUUUCCCUUUACCCAGUUCUAUCUUUUGCCUAGAUGUCCAACCAAAAUGUUACAAAAAUCAAUAUGGUGCUUGAAUUAAAGGGCUGUUUCAACCCAGCUUUUCUCUUGUAAAUAUCUUUGUUGCAAGUUAAGGAGAUUAAUGUAUCUUAAUGCAAUGUUUUACAAAUCCUGUUUUUCAUUAGAAGAGAAAGACAUAAAAAGCUGGAGUAACUCAGCGGGUCAGACAGCAUCCCUGGAGAAAAGGAAUAUGUGACGUUUUUGGUUUUUCAUUCUUUGGCUUGUGGAGACUUUGCCUCCUGAAUCGUUGUACUAGUAUUCAUUUCAAACCUUGCAUUAGAUUAACCAAAGUUACAAAUUUCAACCAAAAGUUGGAAUAUGGAAUUGAAAUUGAUUGCAUUGGCAAUACAAUUGCUUCAGCUUUGAACAUUUCAGAGAAUGAAAUAAAAUCCGAAGCCAGAAAAAACAAUAUCUAUAUAACAAGAUAUAUAUACAUUUAUUCUUGACACAUGAACAAUUUAAGUAUUUCCAUAAUCAAUGACUCGGUCACUCAAACCAAAAAUGCUCUCUGGAAUUUACCAAUUAACUAAUGAUUAAAAUGUAUAGAUUUGGGUGAUAUGUUGAAUGGACACUGUGGAGUGCAACAAAAGUGAUAGGAUUUGAGGUUAUUUCUUAAGAAACUUGAAUUAAAAUCAUUGGUUUAUAAUGCAUUGUUUGUGGGCUAGUAUCAAAAGUAGCAGUGAUGGCUUUUCACUAAAAGGGAAAGAAAAUCUGUCGAAGAGUCACCCUGAAUAUAUGCAGUCUUAUUGAACAAUCAUAGAAUAAAAUUAAGGAAAACAAAGUGCUGGAGUAACUCAAAGGUCCAGACCUGAAACUCCACCUAUCCAAUCCUUCCAUAGAUGCUGUCUGAACCAUUGAGUUAAUCCAGCACUUUACAUUUAGCUCAAGAUUCCAGCAUCUGCAGUCUCUUGUGUCUCCAUCGAAUAGAAUUAGUUGGGAUACCAUCGCUAGGCUUCCCCAGGUUGUUUUUUUUUGUCAGUAAAUUGAUAGGUCCCCAAUUAUUACCUAUGUUGCUGACUUGUGAAGACACUUCUGGAGAUUAUCAGAUGUCCACAUUAUUGUGUGACUGGAGCCCAAUGUUGGGCAAACUGGGACAGGACAGCAUAGUUCUGUUUCUAAAUGACAUUAGUGAACUAGUUAGGUUUUUGAAUUUUUUUACCACAUUCCUUGUGAUUCCUGCUACCAAGAACAUGACGGAAAAUUGGUAUAUUCAUUAAAGUCCCACUUCGAAAAAAGUAUCCCAUGGAAAUUAGGCAUUGUGAAAUAAUGAGGUAUAAGGGAAUUUUAUUUCAUUUGUUGAGAAGAGAACGUGUUGCUUACUAGCAACUGCUGGUAGGAUAGAUCAUUGGUCUUUUAAACAAGUGGAAUACAUGUGAAUUAUAUGCAGAGCGAAAAAAAAAAAAAACCUGCAGAUACUGGAAAU